AUGGCCGGAAAGAAUGCCACUAUAAGCUCUCCAAACAUCGUAGUGAUCCCCGGUGGACCUGGUAACUCGGGCGUCGAUCUACUCCUCGGAUUCCCAAGUCUCCUGGGCGAAAUGUUUGGAGAGCAGUACAACUUCGUCUCGUUCGAUCCCCGCGGGGUGAACAACAGCGGUCUAUAUUUAGACUGCUUUUCCGAGGAUACAAAUACAAGAUCGGCUUUCAAUCGACUGCACAGAACAGGUCAAACCAAUAUCUCAUCAACAUCAUUUGAGGAACAAUAUUAUUCGAGCUCUAUCUAUGGCGAAUGGUGCAACGAUGCAGUUGAGAAGAAUUAUUCUCAUUCUUACUAUGUCACUACGCCCGCAGUGGCUCGUGACUUGCUUACAUUCACUGAGGCCGAGGCUAGGCUGACAGGACAGUCCCCAUCACACGCCAAAUUGUGGGCAUAUGGUGUGAGCUACGGCACUGUCAUAGGUAGCACUUUCGCUUCUAUGUUUCCUGAUCGUGUUGGGAGGAUGGUACUGGAUGGUGUCCUCAAUGCAGAGCAGUAUUACGAAAACUAUUGGACAGACAAUGUCGAUCAAAUGGACGAGGCUAUGGAGACAUUCUCAAAUUUCUGUCAUUCUGCCGGGGUUGAGAGAUGUUCGUUUUGGGGACCAACGCCUGCUAAUAUCACGGCGAGAAUCGAUGCCAUCAUCAGUCAGCUUUUAACCAGUCCAAUCCCAUUAAGUGGAGUUGAAGAUUCUAGCCUGCCGACGAUGGUUACAUAUUCAGAUUUGAAGACUCUGUUUCUUAACACAAUCUACCAGCCGAUAGCACUGUUUCCCACCAUGGCCGACAUUUUACAGGAUGUGGAGCGUGGAAAUCCGUCUGCUCUUGCAGGCUUGUAUGAGGAAUCAGCACCAGUGACCGAUGCUCGUCUUGCCAUUACAUGCAUGGAUUCGUUUGCGAGAAACAAUCUUACAACCAUUGAUGAGUUCAGGGCGUGGUCCGAGUACACAAACUCUAAGAGCAAGUACAUCGGUGAUGUGUACCCCACUUUCUUAGAGGGCGAGGUAAGUGCGCGUCAUCCGCCUACCUCUUUCCCAAUUCUCUUCGCAAGUAAUACCAUCGACCCUAUCACACCAUUGGAAUCGGCUCGGAAGAUGUCUUCCCGUUUUGCUGGAUCAGUAAUCCUAAAGCAAGAGGCUGUCGGGCAUACGGUCAUCUACCAGGGAGGCUCGGACUGUUACUUUGAGCACGUCCAGGCAUAUCUGCAAGGGACAAUUCCAUCCCCUAACACUACAUGCCCACUACAGUACACUCCUUUCAUAGAUUCCUCUCUCCUUUAA
This is a messenger RNA of Penicillium angulare, 1329 nucleotides long. Its product is annotated as alpha/beta-hydrolase. Bases 1 to 1329 code for a protein of 442 amino acids. The transcript has 5 exons. The record is from RefSeq and is a predicted model, not a curated record. NCBI's taxonomy places the organism in Eukaryota, Fungi, Ascomycota, Eurotiomycetes, Eurotiales, Aspergillaceae.